GGAUAUUGUUUAGCAUUUUCCUUUUAUUUAUAGAAGUAAUUUCUAUGGAGAUCUAUAUUUCUAAUCAUAUAUUAAUAUAAAUAUUUAUAAUUCAAAUAAACGCGCAUGAUAUAUAUUCAUCAACGAUGCUAAAAUAGCUACAAGUCAGUAGGAAUCCAUAUAUUAGCAACAAGCUCAUGGUGACACGAAGUAGGAAGAAUUAGUCAAAACUAACACUAGUUCUAGUUUACAAGUUACUUAGUCCAUCAGUUUAUAAUAACUCUCUUGUAAUAGUUAGUCACCCUUAUCUCAGAUCUAUAUAUAGGACUCAUACACCAAUGUACUGUGAUUGAUACAGAAAUAAUGAAUCACUUUCCUUCUACAUUUCUAUCUCAUAUUAUUUAUCACUCCAUUUGUUUCAAAAUGAUUGAAAAAUAAUUUUCGAUCAUGCUAUCACAAGUAAUUUUACCUUACUCUAUUGUUAUUAUACACCAGACAACAAUCUUCACAAUGAUAAAUAAUUUUAUAACGUCACUAAUUUUAUACUAUAUAAUACUCACUACAAUAAAAAAAAAUAUCGCUGCAACGUCGCGACUCGUAGUACGCACGGGUAUUAUGCUAGUUAGGUAAUAACAAUGAUUAAACUUUAAAGAAAUGGCAACAAUUUAAAUGGCAGCAAAGAUUCCUUUGUAUGCGACGACCUGUUCUAUUUUCUCAACCACUCUCCCAUUCUCUCUCUCUCUCUCUCUCUCUCUCUCUCUCUCUCUUCCGGGUUUAUUCCAAAAUUUGAUUCUGCUUAGAUCCCAUAUUCUUCAUUGGUGGAUCCGUUUUUGUGUGCUUGGACAAAACGCUAUUCAAUCCUUAUAUACAUUCAUCUUCUUACCCUCUUCCACCAACUGUUUUUCCUCAAUAACAACAAUUCAAACUAAAUCACAACAAUUCCAAUGCAAUUCAACCACAAAAUGGGAUUUCAUGACUACAUCCAAGCACUUCAGGAAGAAAAGAAGAAAAUCCAAGUUUUCCCAAGAGACCUUCCUCUUUCUCUCGAACUUGUUACUCAAGCCAUUGAAAACUGUAAGCAACAAUUGUCUGGAAUAACAACAGAGUACAAUUUGAAUGGAGAAACAGAGUGUUCAGAGCAGACAUCGAUGGAAGAAGGUCGUGUUUUAGAGGAGUUUAUUCCUAUCAAGAAAAGAGCGUUAACACCUGAUUAUGAUGAAGAUGAUGAUGAUUAUGAUGAGCAACAUUCAUCACGUAAGAUGAAAUCUGAUUGGCUAACAUCCGUUCAGUUGUGGAAUCCCAGUCCACCACCUGCUAAAGAGGAAGUGCCUAGGAAAACAAAUGUUGUGGAAGUGAAGAGAAGUGGUGGUGCAUUUCAUCCAUUUCACAGAGAGGAAAUUGCUGCGGAAAAGGGUAAUGCAUCAGAAGCUUGUAAAGAAUCAACCACUUCACCACAAGUACCUGCUACAAGUUCUACUGAACCGGUUGUCGGAACCAGUAGCAAAAGAGAUGAUAAAGGACAGAGGAAGCAGCGUCGGUGCUGGUCACAGGAAUUGCAUAAGUGCUUCUUGCACGCUCUUCAACAACUCGGCGGUUCAGACACUGCCACGCCAAAACAGAUAAGAGAACUAAUGAAAGUUGAUGGCCUCACCAACGACGAAGUUAAAAGUCAUUUGCAGAAAUUUCGUCUGCACACAAGGAGGAGUCCGGUAAUUCACAACAAUGCGAAUACACAAUCAACUCCUAUGUUCCUGGUGGGGAACAUUUAUGUUCAACCACAAGUAGCUACCACCACAACAGUGUCAGGGGAAUCAGCCAAAAUUACUACUCCAACUGGAAUUUAUGCACCUGUGGCUAUACAUCCUCCAACUACAACCACAGUUAUAAAGCCAAAGUUUCAGAAAUUAGAGUUGAGUGAAAAUUCAAAUUCUGAAGAAAGGACUAAUCAUAGUGAAGGAAUUAUUGUUCAUUCUAACUCCCCUGCAUCAUCAUCUUCCACUCAUAACAUAACCGCUUCACCUCAUUGUUGAUUUGAUGUAAAAAUAAUUCAUUUUUGUAGCCAUGUUGUAGUAGAAAAUAUAAUUUAUCACUUAUGACUUUUCCUUUUACUUGCUUUCUGUGGACUUAGAUUAUAGAGGUGAAAAUAUAGUGAAAUAAAAGUGACAGUUUUGUAAGUAAAUAAAUCACAAUUCUAGUUCUAGCUAUGUUAGCAAACAAGUGAACUGAAAUUGUCAUUGUUUGAAUUUGAAAACAAUGAAAUUCGUUUUUUUA
This is a messenger RNA of Trifolium pratense (red clover), 2250 nucleotides long. RefSeq names its product transcription factor HHO3-like. The transcript has 5 exons. The record is from RefSeq and is a predicted model, not a curated record. NCBI's taxonomy places the organism in Eukaryota, Viridiplantae, Streptophyta, Magnoliopsida, Fabales, Fabaceae. The coding region runs from base 924 to 2009 and encodes 361 amino acids. Gene Ontology annotation, biological process: regulation of DNA-templated transcription. Gene Ontology annotation, molecular function: DNA-binding transcription factor activity; DNA binding.